CGCAGAGAAUGCCCCUCCCUGAUGCAAGGCCUUAGGACAGUGAAGGGCGGCGGCGUGGUGGCCCUCACCCUGGAGACCGGCGGUCCCCACGUCCAGCCAGGCCGCCUGGCAGCUUAAGGAGGGCGCAGCCCCCAACCCUGCUCGUCCCGACGCCCCCAUCCACGCUCCUUGCGCACGUCUGGCCCCGCCCCCGCCCCGACGUGCCUCCGCGCGCCGCGCCCCCCGCCCACCCGGCACGCCCCGCCGCCCCGCCUGGCCGCCGCGAGCCUGGAGCUUCCCCGCGGGCCAGAGCGACCCUCGCCGCACACGGUCCUCUUCCGCCGCCCGCCGCCAUGGACGUGUACCCCCCGCAGCGGCUAGGGCUGCCCCGCUUGCGGUCCCCCGGCGGCCCCGGCCGCGGGUCGCCCUCCGUCAGCUGCAGCCGACUCCGCCAGGUUCAGAGUAUCCUGACCCAGAGCAGCAAGUCUCAACCAGAUGGGAUCCUCUGCAUCCUAGGAAUCGAUAGCAGGUACAACGAAGGCUGCAGAGAGCUGGCAAAUUAUCUUCUGUUUGGUUUGUACAAUCAGAAUAUCAGUGAUUUUGAGAAAACGGGAUUUUCUGAAGAAGUUCUAGAUGAUGUGAUUAUAUUGAUUAAAUCAGAUAGUGUCCAUCUGUACUGUAAUCCUGUAAACUAUCGCUAUCUGUUACCUUAUGUGGCACAUUGGAGAAAUCUGCAUUUCCACUGCAUGACGGAAAAUGAGUAUGAAGAUGAGGAAGCUGCUGAAGAAUUUAAAAUUGCCAGCUUUGUGGACAUGGUUCGAGACUGUAGCAGAAUUGGCAUUCCUUACAGCUCCCAAGGUCACUUGCAGAUAUUUGAUAUGUUUGUAGUGGAGAAAUGGCCAAUUGUACAGGCCUUUGCACUUGAGGGCAUUGGAGGGGAUGGAUUUUUUACCAUGAAAUACGAGUUGCAGGAUGUGAGUUUGAAUCUAUGGAAUGUCUACAGCAAGAUGGAUUCUAUGUCUCUGGAGAGUUUGCUUUCAGAGGAUUUGGUGGCUUUUGAACGUCAAUGGACUAGCUUCUUUGCUAAUUUUGACACAGAAAUUCCUUUCCUGCUGGAACUUUCUGAAUCUCAGGCGGGUGAGCCAUUCAGAAGUUACUUCAGUCAUGGAAUGAUCUCCAGCCAUAUAACUGAAAACAGCCCUAAUAGGCAGCCAUUUGUUCUCUUUGGUAAUCACUCCACACGAGAAAAUCUGAAUGCUGGCAACUUUAACUUCCCUUCUGAAGGGCACCUGGUACGCAGCACUGGUCCCAGUGGGAGUUUUGCCAAACACAUGGUAGUACAGUGCGUCUCACCAAAGGGACCCCUUGCUUGUUCAAGAACAUACUUUUUUGGAGCUACUCACAUUCCUUAUUUGGGUGAUGACAACAAGCAGCCCAAGAAAACUGAGCAGAUUAGGCUCUUGUCCCAGGUAUAUGCUGCUGUUACUGAGGCUGUUUUGGCUGGCAUUGCAUGUUAUGCUAAAACUUCCAGUUUAACAAAGGCCAAGGAGAUAGCUGAAAAGACCCUGGCAUCUGGGUUAGAUUCUUUUGAGUUGAUGCAGUUUAAGGCAGCCCUACGCUCCAAGAUGGCUUUUCAUAUACAUGCUGUGAAUAAUCAGGGAAGAAUCGUGCCUCUGGACAGUGAAGAUAGCUUAUACUUUGUGAAGACGGCUUGUAUGACCAUCUAUGACAUUCCCGACUUCUUGGGAGGAGGGGGGUGCUUAGGAUCAGUGGUCUUCUCAGAAUCAUUUUUGACAUCUCAGAUCUUGGUUAAAGAAAAAGAUGGCACUGUUACCAGAGAAACCAGCUCCAUAGUCCUGACAGCCACCAUACCCAGAUUCUGCUCCUGGCUGGUAGAAGAUAGUGAGGUAAAAUUGUCUGAGAAAACCCAGCAAGCAGUGAAGGGGGAUGAGUGUUUCCUGGGCACUUUUCUAACAGGAGGAGAAGGAGUAUAUCUUUAUUCCAGCAAUCCACAGUCCUGGCCUGAGGAAGGGAAACUGCAUUUCUUCUCUAGUGGGCUUCUGUUUUCUCACCGUCAUCAUGGAAGUAUCAUCAUUUCCAAGGAACACAUCAAUUCCAUUUCAUUCUAUGAUGGGGAUUCCACCAGUAUUGUUGCUGCCCUUCUGGUAGACUUCAAAAGCUCACUGCUUCCUCAUCUCCCAGUUCAUUUCCAUGGAUCAAGCAAUUUUCUGAUGAUUGCACUUUUCCCCAAAUCAAAGAUAUAUCAAGCAUUUUACUCAGAGGUCUUCUCCCCUUGGCAACAGCAGGCUAACUCAGGGCUGUCUUUAAAAGUGAUCCAGGAAGAUGGAUUAUCUGUGGAACAAAAGAGAUUACAUUCCGGUGCACAGAAGCUCUUCAGUGUCCUGAGCCAUUCUGCUGGGGAGAAGUGGAGUCCUCUAAAGCUACUCUCAGCAAAACUCCCAGAGCUAGAUUGGUUUCUCCAGCAUUUCACCUUCAGUAGCAUUAGUCGGGAGCCUGUGAUGAGGACCCAUCUCCCCGUCCUGCUGCAGCAAGCUGAACUCAACCCUACUCACCAAGUGGAAAAUGACAAGGUAAUCAUCAGCAUUGUAACUGGCCUCCCAGGCUGUCAUGCUAACGAGCUCUGUGCUUUUCUGAUCACUCUGCAUAAGGAAUAUGGCAGGUGGAUGGUGUACCGCCAAAUCAUGGACAGCUCCGAAUGUUUUCAUGCUGCUCAUUUCCAGAGAUACCUCUCCACUGCCCUGGAGGCCCAACAGAACCGCUCUGCCCGCCAGUCAGCCUACAUCCGCAAGAAAACCAGACUGCUGGUGGUGUUACAGGGCUACACAGAUGUUAUUGAUGUUGUCCAGGCCCUGCAGACCCAUCCAGACUCAAAUGUCAAGUCCUCCUUCUCUAUUGGUGCCAUCACAGUGUGUGUGGAGCCCCUGAGCUGCUACAUGGAACACAGAUUUCUCUUUCCUAAAUGUCUUGACCAGUGUUCACAAGGUCUGGUGAAUAAUGUAGUGUUUACCAGUCACACCAUGGAGCAGAGGCAUCCUCUCCUUGUUCAGAUGCAGAGCCUUAUCAGGGCUGCCAAUCCUACCGCAGCCUUCAUUCUUGCAGAAAAUGGGAUUGUCACCAGGAGUGAAGACAUCGAGUUGAUUCUCUCAGAAAAUGGUUUUUCAAGUCCUCAGAUGCUACGAUCUCGAUAUUUAAUGUACCCUGGCUGGUAUGACGGUAAAUUUGAUGCUGGAUCAGUCUUUCCACUAAUGGUUCAGAUCUGUGUGUGGUUUGGUCGUCCCUUGGAGAAGACUCGCUUUGUAGCCAAGUGUAAAGCAAUUCAGUCUUCCAUCAAGCCAAGUCCCUUCUCUGGAAACAUCUACCACAUCCUGGGCAAAGUGAAGUUUUCAGACUCUGAGAGAACCAUGGAGGUCUGCCACAACACUCUAGCCAAUUCCUUGAGCAUCAUACCAGUUUUGGAAGGACCCACGCCACCGCCCGACUCCCGAAGCACACCUCAAGACAGCAGCGGGCAGCAGGAGUGCUACCUCGUGUUCAUCGGCUGCUCCCUGAAGGAGGAAAGCAUCAAGGACUGGCUGCGGCAGUCAGCGAAGCAGCUCUUUUGGGACCUGACCCCUCCCUACAUCUCUGCACAGAAGCCUCAGAGGAAAGCCCUGAAGACCAGAGGGAUGCUGACCCAGCAGGAGAUCAGGAAUAUCCAUGUGAAACGCCAUCUGGACCCCCUACCUGCAGGCUACUUUUAUAAUGGCACCCAGUUUGUCAACUUCUUUGGUGACAAGACUGAUUUUCACCCACUCAUGGACCAGUUCAUGAAUGACUACGUCGAAGAAGCCAACCGGGAAAUCGAGAAGUAUAACCGUGAGCUAGAGCAGCAGGAAUAUCAUGACCUCUUUGAACAGAAGGCCUAGAGGAAGGCUGCAGAAUGUCCACCCUAGAAAUGGACGUUUAGAAACAGGGUGUCUUAACCUCAGCUCUCCCGGAGGCCCCUCCCUGGAGGGGCUGUCUUUGUUCUCCUUAGCCUUUGUGUGCUGGCUUGAGUGCAUGUUGUGUUUAUUCUGUGUACAGUGCUGAAGAGCAUCACCUGCACCACUGAUUUGGGAGGGGAGGGGGGUCCUCAUGGAGGAUGAGCAGACUUCCAGGAUCUCUGGGUCUCUGGUAAUAGUAUCUACUUUGGGAUCUUGAGGCACUGUGCAAGGGUGGAGAGGAGGAUUGGAUUGUAAGGAGGAACUGCUGGGAUGCAGAAGGAACCCUGGCUGCCCAAACCAUGGCCACACCUGGAGAGCCAGGCCACCAUAGGCCUCAGGCCUCAGACACUGCCCCAGAAGAGCCCUAUCCCCAGUGGAGUGCCUGCCUCCCUGCUUAGGCCCCUUCCAUGGAAGGAACUGGCCCUGCUGGCCCUGAGCCCAGUCCUGGGGGGAGCAGCACAAGCCAUGCCCAAGCCCAAGCCACAGAGCCAGCAGCUUGGGCCGAGGUCAACAGCUUGUUCUAAAUGAGGGGAUUUCCCUUAUGGAAUAACCUGAGGGGAAAGGCAUGUUACUCUCCAGAAGCAUGCGGCUUUUGAAUUGACACAAGCAGUCUCCUUAGGAUUGGUUUUGAGCUCCCCUCAUGGCAUCAUUCUGCUUUGCCUAAUUCAGGGACAAGAGCAAACCUGCUGUCAAGACUCCCUGGUGAUGCUUUGCCUCACUGUUGUGGGGAGCAUCCUGCAACUGCUUGGUCUUAAGCCCUGGGCUCUGAUCACUUGUGGGGCAUCCUUGAAGGGGAUUCAGUCUCCAGCACCCAGCCUUUCUUUCAGCCUUGCCAGAGAAGGCCUGGUUUUCAGCCACAAACUUCAGGAAACUUGUGCCCCCAAGAAUUGUUGCUGGCCCUGGACUUGUUCGGCUCCUGAGGACCAGGAAUUUCAAAGAAUUCCAAUAUCCAAGUUAGAAUUCCUUCCAGUGGCUUUGUUCUCAGCUGGACCAUCAAAGCAGACGGGAAUUACAGUGAGUCCCAUGCCUGACCUCCAGAAUUUGUGUAGGGGAGGGGGGUUACAGGCAUGAUAUUUAGGUGAUGUCUGUUAGGACUUCAGCACCUUGGCUGCCUAGAUUGUAAAUGCUUCCUGAAUUUCACAUCCUUUUUGCAUGCCUUAGGAAGAAGCACAUAGGCAAAACCAGCCAAGUUUUCAGUAAUGUAGAGGGGUUUUUGAGAAAGGUCCCUGGCACAGAGGGGAGUCAGAGACAGGAUAGAGCACAUUUGGUCUGUGUGCAAGUAGUAAAGCAGUUGUUAAGAACUUGUCAGUAAAAUGUACUUGUAUUAGAAAAAACAGUUUGUAUUUGAAGCCAAACAAACAAAACUCCAAAUACCAUCGCAUAAGAAAUCUUGCAUGAAGAAAGGCUUCUGAAAAGGCCGCUGUGCUCCAGUCCCAGCUCCCAAAUCUGCUGGUGACAAGGGCCCAGGUGUGGAGCCCAAGUCUGGGAGCCCUCACUUCCAGCUGGCCAGAGGCUGGGGUCCACAAUGGGCCUUCCUCUGCUUCAGAAUCAAUAAUGUAGAUCUUAAGUGCAAUUGAUGAAAUAAGCAAUGAGUUACUGUAGCUUCCUUUAGCUCUACCGAGCUCUUUUUAAAAACUCAAACUUGAGCAGCCUUAGAAAGGGGGGGGGGGGGGGAGGGGGGGGGGCAUCAUAGGCCAUUUCCUCCAGGAGGGUUGCUGUGAAGUUUUAAAUGAAAGCUCUAGAUGUAGGAGCUCGAGCCGUUUCCUGGCUGCUGCAAAAAAGAGUUUUUAAAGAGGGGUCGGAGCCCGCGCAUAAAAGCGGGUCUUCCCACUGCGUGGGGCUGUACUACUACGUGGUGGUCUCGAUUUCUGACCAUUGUCCAUAGAAAUGCUCUCUCACCAACUUGCCCCACUGUCCCAAUUCCUCUUAGAGGGAAAACUGUGAUUACCUCAACUUGAAUAUGAAACUGUGAUUGAAAAAGGUCAAAACGUUAAGUUUCAAAGCCAAAAGGGCAAAACUGGCUGAGGCCUCCAUAGACACUCCUCAGCCUGCUCAGGAGUGUGAAGGGGCACAUUGGCGAAAGGGCAUUCUUUGGGGUGCACUUGCUGUACCCCUGGUGAAGAAGCACCCUAGCUGUGCACAGUGUGAGCUCUUUGAGGACUGAGGCCGGGAGGAUGCCUCCUCCCCGAACUGCCUCUUCCGGAACCUGCGGGGCCUCUGGGUUCUGACUGUGAAGUUUAAUAUCCACUUGACUCCUCCAGGUGGAGGGACAGGGUCUUAGGCUGUUUCCAGGAGAAGGGCUAUGACACUGUUUUAGAUUUUGACCUUAGAAGUGGAUACCAGGGACUCAACAGAGACCUGGGUUGUGGCUUCCUAGGAACGGGCAGAAGUCCUCCAGGGGCUUACAUGCUUUUUGCCAACUUUCCUACUAGCAGCUUCAGUUUUCUAUCACCGAGUGAGUGUGAUAAUCUUGAAGUCGCUGAAGUUAUGGGUUAUUUUACGUUUUGAUGUGGGAUUUUCCUUUUUUGAUUGGAAAGAGGAGGCAGAAAUUGGAGAAAAGGGAUCACCCUAGGAAGGGGCCACUGGCAAGGAGUGUAGUUGGCCCCCACCAGGCCCUGGGGGCUCUCUGACCUGGGGCCUGGACACUGGGCCCUGCAGGUCACAAGAAAUAGUUUCCUCCUAAAUUCUAUUAGGAUUUUGGAGAAUUUUUGCACAGUAAUAAGCUCUGGGUUGUUCUUUGGGCUUCUCAAAAGGGAAAAAUUAACUCAAAGACUGUAAACUGUUAAGUAUUCCAGCCGUGUUGCUGACCUAGUUGGAUAGUUGUACCUCAAAAAGUAGGUGAGAAAUGGCUUCCUCAUUAUCCCAGGUUGUCAAAUACUAAUGACAGAAGAGCUCACUUACGUGCCAAAAUUCACUUUUAUACUAGUUUUUCAGUGCUUUAAUAUUUGUAACUUAAAUUUUAAAACUCAUAUUUACAAACACUACUGUAACUUCAGUGAAACUGAAUUGUGUGAUUGAAGCUUUUUGCUUAUUAUAGUAUUUAUUACACUACUUAAUUCAGUAAAUAUAUAAAAGUAGCCUUCAAUUUAUUUUUAUAUUAUUUUACAUGUUUUUACCCGCAGUUGUGUAUGUGAAUUUACCUUGGUAAUGAGAUGUAAUGCUAAGGACCAAUAAACUGUCACUGAACGA
Messenger RNA from Equus quagga, 7151 nucleotides. RefSeq names its product dynein axonemal assembly factor 9 (gene DNAAF9). The transcript has 37 exons. The record is from RefSeq and is a predicted model, not a curated record. The coding region runs from base 333 to 3905 and encodes 1190 amino acids. Lineage: Eukaryota; Metazoa; Chordata; Mammalia; Perissodactyla; Equidae.